Messenger RNA from Saxophila tyrrhenica, 870 nucleotides. RefSeq lists its product as uncharacterized. Bases 1 to 870 code for a protein of 289 amino acids. The record is from RefSeq and is a predicted model, not a curated record. The transcript is spliced from 2 exons. Lineage: Eukaryota; Fungi; Ascomycota; Dothideomycetes; Mycosphaerellales; Extremaceae.
AUGACGACUCCUCCAGCAGAACCGGCAGAUUCUCUGCGUGCGUUGCCAAACGUGCCCAUGUGGAUGAUCCACGCCUUCGCCGGAUGCUGCGCCUUCGUACUGACUAUGGCUGUGGUCCUGAUCCUGGCGCAAUUCCCCGUCGAUUCGGCGUGGGUGUACAAGAUUAUGCCGAAAGUUGCGCAGAAUCAGACACAGUACUACAUGGCGAUCACGCAGGACGGUUGCGAGGUUCGUGAAGUGGGAGGUGGAGGCAACUAUGCUUCUGCGGCCACAGAUGAGGAGAUGGCUCUCGGUGCGGUAGGAAGGCGGAACGCUGGGGCGAGGAAGAGGAAGCCGAAGAAGCUGAGCAUCGAUACCACUGUCGCCUAUCACGGCUUGAGUAUCGCUGUUCAAGGUGGCGAGCACGAAGCUGGCUACCAUACAUUCAACAUCGACAAAGGUCAUCCCAAGACUCCGGCCACCGGCGGAUGGUUCACAGCACCACUCCUAUCAGUCUCCACCUUCUUCAGCCAACGUGCGCCUACCUACUCACCAGCGGUCAAGAAAGAGGACGAGAACGCCGAACUUGGCUGUUCGUUCCACAUGCCCUUCGACCACGGCGCGACUAUGCACGUCAAUCCUGCGACUUCGCCGUACGAGACUCCGCCCGAAGGCCACGAACGACACACAUCUGGCAACGGCUUUCUGCACAAGGUGAAUGGAAGCAUCAGCUCUGCUGUGAACAAGGUGGCGAAAACCUUUCAUGAUCAGGUUACCGGGGCUGAGGAGGGACUGCUGUUGCCGGUGAAGGGGAAGGAGAGGCAGGCCGAAGUGGCGCCCGGAGUAACCAUCCGACAGACGACGGUGGCGGGUGAGUUUUCUCAGGCGUGA